Molecule: messenger RNA, 2739 nt
Organism: Brienomyrus brachyistius
Lineage: Eukaryota; Metazoa; Chordata; Actinopteri; Osteoglossiformes; Mormyridae
Exons: 2
Coding region: 131-904 (257 amino acids)
Source: RefSeq, a predicted model, not a curated record
AUUAUAUAACAACUAUACGUAUUAUGAUGUUAUUAUUUAGUUAUGUUGUUGCUUGGUUACAUUUGAUGCCUCCGCACGUGGGAAGCUACCGGUUUGAAAGACGCGGCUUCACUUGCUUUUCUGCACCAAGAUGGCAAGAAUCAGACGAUUUGAGAAAGCUGUUUGCUGGAGCGAUGACAGAUACUGGGCAACUUGGGACAAGUGGGGAGAGGUGAUUGACUGGGGAGAUGAGAAAGAGCUGUGCUCCCCAGCAGAAUCACCUUCUGACCAGGCUGACAGUUCCACUGAGUCACAUUCCCGAAGGCGAAUUGCCAAGGCAGUUAGCUGGACGGAUGAUGCUUAUUGGGCAGCCUGGGACAAGUGGGAAGAGAUCAUCUGCUGGGGUGAUGAAGAGGAGUGCUCCCAAGUAACUCCACCCACUAGCCAGCUUGGGAGGGAUAAGGGGAUAGAUGUACAUGGGUUGGAGGCUUUUGUGAUAAAUAACAGGACAAUCUCCAUAAAGCCUGUAGACAACCAUCGAGACAGUCUGGAGAUAGGAGCUGUGCUGGUAGACCUCUGCCAGUUUGAUCUCGAAUAUUUAGAUCAAAGUAAAUUUAAUUUUGAAAUUGUACAAGUACAAAUUGGAGAAGUCAAAGUGGAGGAGACUAGAGAAAAGGCUUUUGAAAAAGCAUUUGAAUUGGAAAUUGUGGAUGUGGCAGUAGAAGUUAUAAACAGUGAAAUCCAGCUGAAUGCUAUAAAUUUGGAUAUUGUUGAAACUAAGGUGGACAAAUUAUUAUUGGAAGAACUGAUCAUUGGCGAUUUAGAAGCAGGCAAUGUGAAGGUGUCAGUGUCAAAUGGCAAUGUGGUGAAGGUACCCUUAAGGUACCCUUCGCCACAGAGGAACAGAAGGACCAGGCAACCUUAGACCAUACUCUCUGGUGGUUGACUCGUGGCAACUGGACUUGUCUCUGAAAGUUAGAAACGUUUCGCUGCUCAUCCAAGCAGCUUCUUCAGACUGAGGGAGGUAGUAAGUGUCCACAUAUUUAUCCUCCUGGGUAAGUAGUCUAAGGGGGCUCGUUGAGUGAAACAAAGUGGGGGGGGGGGGGAGUUGCGGGUAGAUGUAACCAGUCCCUCCUACUCCAAUAGAGUGGGUCGUUAAGGGUGGUCCACCUGGUGGAGGUGUGAAUUGGGUCUGUUUUUUUCCUGGGAAUAAUUUUUGUUUUGGCAAAUGAUGAGAGGGCCGCAGGUUAAAUUGGAGACAGGUCGUGCCUAAUGCCUCUACCUCUGUUGAAGCACAUGCAAAGCUGCUUGGACGAGCGGUGAAACGUUUCUACCUUUCAGAGAGGUACAAUGUCUUUGGAUGUCUUUUGUCUUGUGCAGUCUGGGAGUUGACUGAAUGCUGGGGCGGGGGUAGCUUUUCCUUUGUAGUGGGGUCCGGUGGGGCGCCUUGGGCUCUGUGGGGCCCGGUGGUGCUGCUGCCUUGGGGGGGAGGUAUUUUGCCCCCCCCCAUUCCUUUCCUCCCCAUCCCUAAAUGCUUCCCUCCUCCCGCUCCAUCACACCACCACACAUGUAGGGCUUUGAGGUGUAGGUGCGUUGCUGGGAUGCAGGGUAGGUAUUCCUCCUCUGUCCCCUCGCGACCACCUGUACCUCAUUCAUACACUACAACGUAGACACUCUCAUUACUUACUCUCUCAUGACACAUACAUUUAGGGCGUUGGGGAUGGGCACACAGAAUGGCAUCCAGAGGGCGGUCUGUUCAUUCAGCCUUACCUCUGGUGCCAGGGCCCACAUCUCAAUUUUAAUCACACAUAGACAUUGAGGGCUCUGGGGAGAGGCCGAGCUAACACCAGCUGUUGGUCGGCAGGGGGUGGUUAGUGCCAUGCCCUUCACCUGUUUUAAAAGCACUUUAGAACAACACACACCAACACCACAUCUGAGCGGGCGAAGGGGGGCAUGGGGUCUUUUCACACCCCCGUUCCCUGUUCGCCAUUUGGGGCUGAGAGGAAGAGCUGGCCGUCUGGUCGGGGUCUGGGCUGGUGGGCUUCUCGGCUACUGCGGGGUCCGGGGUGAUCUUCUGGUCUCCUCCCCAGAGGAAAAAUAGGGGUCCACAUAGAGUAUACAUGGGGAGUGAGAGUAUGUGUACAGCGUUCAUUUCUGUGUGUCUAAAUGUUGGGUGAAUGUGUAAAUAUUUGUUUAUGUCUGCAUGAGGGUGGGAACGUAUGCUUGUAUAUGUGUGUGCCUGUUUGUCUAUACACACGUGUCAGGUUGGGUCCUAGACUCCACCUGAAAUAACAUCUCGGGCACAAUAAAGUGGUCCUCCGCAGAGGGGGGGUGGUGGAGGGAAAAAAAAAAAAAAAAAAGCUUGUGACCCACCGACCGAUUUCUUAUUUGAUUACUGUUGUUCCUUGUCUUGUUUUUGACCCCUCGUGGUCUGCUUUUGUUUUUAUUAGUGUCUCUAGUGUUUUUCCCCUUUCCUCCUUUGAAUCCCUGAGUGAGUCGUCCACUCUCUGUUUCUGCUUGCUCCAUGACACGCUGUCGCUCUCAAUCCGCCCUGGACCUGUGACAGUAUUUAUGUUUUUGCUUUUGUUUGGACGUACUGAGUUUAGGAUUCCUAGCUUAGAAGGAAUAGUUUAACCUGUCAUGUGUAACGUUGUUAAAUGCGCUGAUAUCAGUGUUAUGUCACAGUACCAGAAACUUAAAAUGGUACAUUUUGUUUUCUUUUUGUUUUCUUGCAAUUACUACAUACAAAUGUUUAAUGUU